AUGUGCGUCUUGACCCGGGCGCUGCGCACCGAGACAGACUCGGACGAAACGUCCAUGUCCUCUCCAUUCGACCUUCUUCCACUGCCUACCCGCUCGAAGUCUUCGACCAUAUCUCAUGUUUCUUCCGGAAGCGCGUCCCCCAUACCACCCUCCAUAUCUCGCUCGCAAACCCAUGCAGCCACUUCGUCACUAGGAGCGUCCCUAGCACCAUCACAUCCUUCUACUCCGUUUCUCACCCCGCAAGUUUCUUCGAGCAAUGUGCUACUACCUCCUACAUCCAGAAGGCUUCUCAUGCCCACCGUUCGCUCCCCGAAAGCGAUACCGAAUGGUUCUCCUCGUGUUCCACCACCAGCAAGAUUCUCCCCGUCGAAGCCUCCUCGGUCUAGGGCAGGCUCAACAUCCAAUCUUGUCCCUGUUGACCCAAAUGAACGUUCUACGAGCACUGUAACUUCAGAUUGGAUUGGAGGGGGUCGCAAGUUUGAAGUGGUGGAGGAACAGAUUGAACUCGAGGGCUUCCAAAUAUUUGCCGUAGAGAGAUGGGUAGUAGAGCGGCGGCGUCCUGUCACUGCGCUGACUGUAUUAACAGGGGAGCCAUCGCAUAAGAUCACCGUUACAGCGCUCAGUCCUCAGUCCUCCUUGAGUCAAGUAGAUGCUGCGACGGAGUGGGACAACGCCAUUCGAGAGCUGCGCCGUGAAGGUGCGCGUGCAAAGGAGACAGACAAAGGAACGCUUAUGGUGACGUCGUUGGCUAAUUUCCGCUCCGAUUACACUAUUGUGCACAUCCCUCGCGGCAAUUUUCUGCUAGUGCGCGAACAGCUGUACACGAACAUCAAUAUCCUCAGGAUGGGUUGCAGCGGGCGCAGUGCGUUGACGCUAGAGGAACCUAGUGAUGCCACAAAAGACCGUUUUAUCUCAAUGUAUCGCAUUCCAGAAAAGGCGCUCGCUCAGUCUUCUACCCUCUUUAAUGAUACAGUCUUAGAACUGGUUAAGCUUAUUCAAGCUGCGCUCACGAUCUAUGGCAUGCUGGACAUCCUGCCGGAAGAACGCAAUGGCUUGCUAUGCGAUGUCACAUGCGAGGGUCUCAGACGCUGGGUGGUUGAAAUUGGAGAAUUGUACAUGAAAGUAGAGCCGAUGGAAAGGGUAGCGGAUCCGUCAAUUGUAGCAGCACUCUUCAGUUCAAUAUUAACGUUGCGCAAUAAGUUGCACGCACUUGGACACGUCGUGCCGAAGGAUCCCUUCGUAGACCCGCAGGCCUUCAUCAGAGCCCUUGACACCUACAUUUCCAAAUCUACUACGCAGUCCCACUCCCACUCCCUCAGUGUCACUCAAGCCGUAAUUCCCAACACGAGCCCUCUCUCCGGCUCUUCGCCCUCUUCGUCUGGCGCUUCUCCCGUCCCUCCGGCGCCCUCAAUUCCGCCCGUGACGUGCCUGUGUCUGCCUGUAAUCGAGUCCAUCAGGUCUGCCUACGAGAAGAAGAUGCGACAGAACGAUUCCUACAAGGUCCACCGUGUGCUCAUCAACAAACUCGACGAUCUUGCGACAGACAUACGCACCACCACUGGCGCCUCUAGCUCGGAGGCAGGUAGCCCCGGUUCUGGUGCGGCGACCAGUGUAAACCCGACGUCCGACUUGUCUGCUCUGGUGAAAGUAAUAACUGGUGGUUCAAAAGACUCGCCGCAGAGCUUCCUCUAUUUAUGGACAGGGAGGCCGGGAGAGGCAAGGAAGAAGCGGCGUGAUCGGGAGGUAGCCUGGAGCGACGGGGAAAUGGGGGAGGAGCGCUCGCGCGAGAAGGAAACGGAAAGGGAGGGAGAAGGACGAGAGAAGGAUGGCAAAGAGGGUAAGCACAAGGAGAAGUAUGACAGAGACAAGGAGAAAGAGCCGAAGUUGUCCGAGGACGAGUGUGAGCAUAACGGUGCCCGGCCAUGGCCCGGAAGGGUACAACGGAAAUUUGAGAAUUGGGCUGCCUUGAGCAGGACAAAGAAGUUGAGUGUCGACUUCGGCACGCUAGGGAAAGCGUUUCUAUCGCCUGAGUCUCCCCCACGCGGAGCACGGAUUGGACAAUCUGGACCAUCUGCGCAGCCGAUAACGGUGCCUUCUGUAGUUAUAUCGAGUGAAGCUGACGAAGACGAGAUAUUGAGUAGCGGACAGGUCUCCCCAGUAUCUGAGCCCACUGUUGCCAAUCCUUCUCUGUACGGCUUUCGCUCGCUCGGUCCUGCCGAGAGUUCAGUCAGCGAACUCUCCGAAUAUGAUCGACGCGUCACCGAAUUCAACCAGAAGCGGCCUUCUACGAAAGCAAUGUUUCAGUCGCGUAUCAUCAGCUGGUCAGACCCUGUCAGUGCGAGAGACUUGUUAGAUGAGGACGAUGUGCAGUACGGGAGGAAGCCCAAUGCAAGUCUGCUUGGGAGGAGCGACUCUUGGGGUCCCUCAGAAGAACUGAGUGCCGACAUGGAUGAAACAGCAACGGAGGAUGUCUUCAGACGGAGACCAAUUGCCUUUGGCCUGCAGCGCCGGAGAAGCUUUGACGACGCUCUAGACCUGAAGGGAAUGCGGGUGCUCCCGCUGGACCGGAUGCGCAUCGACGUCGACCUCUGCGGGCAGCUGCUUGUGAUGCAUCGCCGCGAGGCGCACCUCGCGAACGUCGUCGCGUGCCUAGAGGCGCUCACGUCGUCGCUCUCGCGCACAAACUCGCGCCUGCGGCAGGACCACGAGUCUGCGCGGCCGGCCCUCGAAGAUCUCCGCCAGCGCGCUCACGUGCUGCAGGAGCUCGAGGCCGCGCGCACGCGCUCGGAUGCGCUCACGCAGGAGACGAACACGCUCGCGUACGAGUCAGCGCAGUUUCUCGUGGACGACCUGUGGCACAUGGCCGCGCAGCCUCUCCAGCGAGUGCUUGCCCUCCGGCAGAAGACGUUCGGUACGGGCAGGCGGCACCCGCAGGGCAUUCGCGGUGCACAUGGGCGGUUCAAUUGGGUGCAGUGGACGUUGGACGGGGAGGAACGGCUGGUCGACAGGCGCGGUCGGACGGAGAGCGAGGCGGAGGAUGAGGCGGGCCUCCCACUUGGGGCAGGUGUUGAUAUCGAGGCAGAGGAGGAGGAGGUCGAUGUUGUGGAGAAUCAGAGCCUAAGACCGACGUGGGUGCUCCGACUGUUUAAUUACUGGGGCGCCAAAGGGGGCGCGUCGAAGGCAGCGGCAAAGGAUGCCAAGGGGCAGGGCAAGAACGACAAGAAGCAAGAGGAUGCGGACGAAAGUGUGAGCACCUUUCCUUCACCGUCUCCCCCAUCUCAGAACAUUCGCCUUCGUGGAGCGGUGAGGACUAACACUUUGUGA
Sparassis crispa is the source of this 3324-nucleotide messenger RNA. RefSeq lists its product as hypothetical. The coding region runs from base 1 to 3324 and encodes 1107 amino acids. The transcript is spliced from 10 exons. Lineage: Eukaryota; Fungi; Basidiomycota; Agaricomycetes; Polyporales; Sparassidaceae. The record is from RefSeq and is a predicted model, not a curated record. Gene Ontology annotation, cellular component: Sin3-type complex.